Lingula anatina is the source of this 609-nucleotide messenger RNA. RefSeq lists its product as uncharacterized. NCBI's taxonomy places the organism in Eukaryota, Metazoa, Brachiopoda, Lingulata, Lingulida, Lingulidae. Gene Ontology annotation, biological process: signal transduction. The record is from RefSeq and is a predicted model, not a curated record. Gene Ontology annotation, molecular function: protein binding.
AUGGUUAUUUUGGGUUUUGACGAACAUCCACAUAAUUUUUUUGAAGAUGGACGUACACCUCUUUAUUUUGCUGCUGAGGGUGGUCACAACGAUGUAGCAGCUCUACUCAUUCAGCACGGAGCUGAUCCCUGCAGAACAGACUGUGAUUUUUGGACACCUCUUCAUUACGCUGCUAGGGAUGGUCACAGCGAUGUAGCAGCACUACUCAUUCAGCACGGAGCUGAUCCUUGCAGUACAGACGAUAAUGGUAGUACACCUCUUCAUUACGCUGCUGAGGGUGGUCACAGCGAUGUAGCAGCUCUACUCAUUCAGCACGGAGCUGAUCCCUGCAGUACAGACAAGUUGGGAGGUACACCUCUUCAUGACGCUGCUGAGGAUGGUCACAGCGAUGUAGCAGCUCUACUCAUUCAGCACGGAGCUGAUCUCUGCAGUACAGACUGGUGGAGACGUACACCUCUUCAUUACGCUGCUGAUGGUGGUCACAGCGAUGUAGUAGCUCUACUCAUUCAGCACGGAGCUGAUCCCUGCAGUACAGACAGGGGAGUUGAACACCUCUUUGUUGUGCUGCUGCAGCUAGAGAUCGUCACAGUUGCAGAUCCCAUGGCAUGA